Parasteatoda tepidariorum (common house spider) is the source of this 1770-nucleotide messenger RNA. The record is from RefSeq and is a predicted model, not a curated record. Lineage: Eukaryota; Metazoa; Arthropoda; Arachnida; Araneae; Theridiidae.
AUGCCGAAACGUAAAAAGGCAUUGGAUGAAGAAGAGAUUCAAAAAUUGAUGCUCGAAUCUGAUUCUGAGUUGAGCGACUUAUCCAGUGAAGAUGACGGUUGGCCUAAAGAGGUGAAUGAGAAUGAUCGCUCAUACUUCCUUGAAAUCGAAGAAUUAGAUGAGGAAUUAGACCAACCCACUGCAGAUUUUAAAGAAGCCGAAAAAGUUGGAGAAAACAAUGAAAUUUUUACAUGGAAGGACACCGUUGAUAAUAACUUGAUUCCGCCUCCUAUUUCCCACAGUGGUGGAGGACCAUGCCAUGAUUUGCCUAAAGAAUCAAAUCCAUUUGAUUUUUUUAAACUGCUAUUCACUCCCGAUAUGAUGGAGCAAAUCAGGAUAAAUACGAACAAAUAUGCUAAGUUGACACUACAGAAAACUGCAAGAGACAUAAGCUUAGAUAGCAAAGACUUUGAAGAUACAGAUGAGAAUGAUUCCAAAGACUUUCCUCCCAUCACUGACAAGCAGGAGCUAUGGAACUUUAUUGCGUGUCUUUUCGCUAUGAGCAUCAAUAAACUCCCUCGAUUGACAGAUUAUUGGUCAAAAGAUCCUUUAAUGUCAAACGCAUUUAUAAAAUCCACUAUGCAGAGAAAUAGAUUUUUGAAAAUUUUGAGGUGUCUGCAUCUCUCCGACAGAGAAUCAGAAGUACCCGCAAACAACGAAAACUAUCAUAAAAUGCAAAAACUUUAUCCUUUUAUGGCAGACAUUAGAAUGAAUUUUCGAAAAUGCAUGAAUCCUUACAAAGAUGUCUCGGUUGAUGAAGCCCUAAUUAAAUAUAAGGGGAGACUGGGCUUUGUUCAGUAUUUGCCUCUGAAGCCGGGAAAGCGCGGUAUAAAAGUUUGGAUGCUUUGUACAUCUCGUUUCGGCUAUGUUCUAAAUUUUGAAGUCUAUUGUGGAAAGAACGACAAGGUGCCAAGAAGUGGAAAGGGGCUAGGAUAUGACGUCAUACAACAUCUGUGCGAAUGUCUGAAAAAUCCUGGCCACAAUAUUUAUUUUGAUAGAUUUUUCACCAGUGUUCCACUGGUGAAUGAUUUGUUGAAAAAAAACACAUAUUGUUGCGGCACUUUAAAUCUUGCCCGGAAAUCUUUACCACAAAACAUAAAAUCAAUAAAGCUCCCUACAACUGGAAUGUCAAAAUCAUUCCAGUGUGUAGAAUCUCCGAACAUUAUCUGCACUCUUUGGAAAGAUAAAAAGGAGAUUGCUCUUCUUUCUUCAAAUUCACAUUUUGAAGAAAGUGUCACGAAAAGAAGAAUUGGAGGGGACAGACAAGAGGUUAAAUGUCCGAUUACAUUUCUGAAGUACAACUCUAACAUGGGAGGUGUUGAUCUUGCAGAUCAAAACAGAAAGUAUUACAAUACUUCAAGAAAGAGUCGAAAGUGGUGGCAAUAUUUAUUCUGGUUUCUGUUGGACACUGCUGUAAAUAACUCAUUCAUAUUAUACUCAUUAUCCAAUACCGAAGAAAAGAAACACAUGAAAUUGUUGGACUAUAAAAUGUUAUUAAUCAAAACAAUGGCUAAGCCAAUUAAGUUGGCCCCAUCAACCCCCACAAAUUUAGCUCAAAUUGCUGACCACGUAAGAGUAAAAUGGGAAAAAAAAUGCUGUAGACGCUGCGCGAAGCUGAAAGUUAAAACUGUUAGUGGUAAUUUUGUGAAAACUACUUGGAUAUGCCAGGCAUGUCAAGUAAGCCUCUGCAUUGAUUGCUUUGGAAAAUAUCACGAUGAGAUGAAAAACUAG